CGCAUUAGUAGGUUUUUGGCCUUCCUCGGGGUUCGGUGAUCGCGUGCGUGUGUGCGUGGGUGUAUUAAGCUGGCGUUUUCCUACGGUCCGAAGGAGCACGCCUCGAGUAUUUCUAACAAAUUUUCGCCUGUUUAUAUAUGAAAAACUGUGUAACCUGACAAUACCCAGUAUAAAAAUUGACGCACGUAACGGUACCCGACAAAGUACGGGUACACCUCUGAAAUAUCCGACUCGAAACAGGAACACUAGAACGCGAAAACCCCUGAUUUGCACCCCCACAAUAAACUAGUGAAAGAACGACCAAAAGAUAGUGCACCUGUGCCGGAUGUACAGUUACACGCGAGUCGUAUACAAAACAAAAUAAGAAUAAUGACCAAUUAGGGUUAUACGUAUACGUACAUGCAUGCAUAUCGUACCUGCACACAUCUAUUUGACGUUUCGAAUAGAAAAAAAGAUACUCCACUACACUCGUGUUCGGUCUGUUUUCCCCUCUUUUGUUCGAGUGACUCGAAUAAAAUUAAAAAAAGAAAGAAGAUCAAAUAAAUAGUUAAUUAAUUAUCUUUUCACGCAAUAACACACCGAGCGAUAGAAUAAACAAAGAAAUUCGAUCAAGAUAGAUGUAUAGAAAGAGAGAGAGCUGGACUGAAUAGGGAAAAACAACAGAAGAGUGGUGACAUAUUGUCUCGCGUUUGAAAUAAACGAGUAACAGAAAACACAGGAGAAUUUUCGAAUGAAUGUUCUCGUGCAACGUGGAAAGCUCUCGCAACGGGCUUAAAUACACCCUGUUCGUACGCCCGUCUCUCUGUCUACCCAACACCUUACGGGGGCUACAAAAAGUAUAAAUAUGGUGGAUGGUGUGCGUGAUGGUUAGCGAACUGGCGCGGGUUCGACGAGGGGCCAAGAAAUCAUACGGCAGACAGUGACUGUGUGUGGCGUUGGUCGGAAGCUAGAAACGACCCCGACCAUCUGAAUAAUAGUAGAGGUGCGUUGUAUGACGAGGACGACGACGACGACGAGGUGGAAAUCGAAAAAGAGAAGGAAAAGAAAGAAGCCGCCUCCUUCUCAUUCUACUGCUGGUUCAUGCUCAUUCUACUGACGUUGCCUUUGUCUCAUCCGUAUCAAUCGACAAAUGAAAAGUCUAUCCGCUACCUGCACAGAUAUGCCGAUCGCGAACAUCGUUUUAACACCGGAUAGAGUGCGUGGUGGUGGUGGUGUGCGGCUGUGAAUGAAAUUCGACGUCUGGGAUGAAUAAUAAAUAAACAAAAGAAUCGGCCUCAGUCGUCCAUCUAUCAUAAUUAUUACGAAUGAAUUGUUCAAAUUUUUUAUCAACUUUUCGAGUACGCGCAUGGAUACGCGAUUUUGUGUGCGUUAUGUGAUUAAUUAAUACAGCAAAUUUUUAACGUAAAUAUAUAUAUAUAUAUACAUAUGUGCAUAAAUACGCCGGUUUGAGGGCGAAUAUUAUAUAUGCGAAUAGAAAAUUGUGCAAAGUGAAAUAUCGCACCGCAACGAAACACGGAGACAAAGACAGUUGAUGAUAAUCAUCGCGGUAAUGGUGAUAGGUGUUUUUCAACCUCAAGUCGUGAUAAAACUGCCCAAAGGAAUUUUAUUGUGAAGAAUAUAUGAUAUAAAUAAAAUCAUAAUCGACGUACGAAACUUUCGAAAAGAAGAACGACGAUCUCAGAUAAGACGCUGAAGUAAAACGUGAACGAAUGAUAACAGAUUUGACGCACGUAACUUGAAUCGUCAGUGAUACAUAAAUAUACAUAUGCUGUUUGAUAUAUUGCGUGCGUGUGUGUGAGUGAAUGAGUGAGUGACUGAGUGUCUGUGUGCGUGCGUAUAAUUUCGGAUGUACGAAGUCGGAGAAAUCAAUCUGUCGGAUUUAACCAAUGAAAACUGGAGGAUAUCUAAUUCGUGACUGAAACAUAUAUUGCACUGCCAGGGUUAAGGUGAAUACAUAUGAUCAUAUUGACACUUCAAAUUAUACGUACGCUAACGCGUAACUCUGUGUGCGGAGAAGAGAAAUGAUCGAUAUUGAUACAGGUUCUCAACGGUGUGCGUGAUUGAAAAGUAAAGUGGAAGUGUGACCAUUCUUGCUGUUUACCUGUAAACCGAGAAACAAGUGAGCGCCGGAUUUGAUACGAUUAAAUAGCGAAUAUUUAUUUUCGUUCUCCGACGGUGAUAAAAGUAAUAAAUAAUAAUAUUAACCACCAUAGUAGGAGAAUAAAGAAAGCGCGAAGCGGGAGAGACUGAGAAAAACAAUGAAAAACAAUUGAAUGGAGCGAAGUCAUCAAACUUGGUCGGCCGGCCUCGUGCCAACAACCUCUCGGCUAAACGCGUGCAUCUCAUAAUGCGUUUGUCCUCCUCGUUUACCAUAGAGUAUAAAAUUAGACGUUCGAAUCAACGUUUGAAAUUUUUUCUCAAAAAUAUACGACGGACAAAACAAAAGAGAUAGGUAAUACAAUCGGUUUAUUAAUUGUUGUUUAACGAAAAUAAAGGGAAAUAUUAAUUCAAAUAAAUGAACAAAUAAAUAAGUGAAUCAUAAGUGACAUUUUAAUAACAAUCGACGAUCCUAUUUCAAAGUGUUGUUUCAUAUGAGUGUAGAAACUCGUUUUCCAUAGUUCCUUACUGCAUUUAAGCGGGCAAUUUGAAAUAGAUAUUUUGUAUUUCAAAUUGAGACUAACACUAACCGAUUUCCGUGAUCUUUUUAUACGUUACGAUUUUCAUAAUAAAAACGCGCAAGUAUCUCUGUUUGAAGAAAAUAGAUUCAAACUUCGUCUAGUCUACCACAUUUUUUGCAUCGUUUUAUUUUUCGUUUGACACUUCAUUACUUGUUUUUGUUUCGUUUUAUUUCUCUCUAUUUAAAUUAUUUCAUUGAAAGUACUUGUCCAAUCGUUUCAUCUUCAUUUUUCUUUUUCGUUGUAAAAAGAAAACAACAAAAAAAUUCCAAAAAAAAAAAAAAAAACAAAGAGGGAAAGAAACACUUUUGAAAUCGUGAUAUAAACCAACGCUACUGCCUCUGCAAUCGACGAUCUCAAUAAACCACAGUCACACAACUUAAAUAUCGCAAGACAGCAGGUGUAGAAACAAGAGGAAAAAGAAAAAUAGAAAAGCUCUGUUCUCGGUUUUUUGUUUUGUUUUUUCUUCUCAUUUAAAGUGAACAUCCGCGUCUCGCCUAUCAGUAUAAUAAUCGAACAAAUAUAUUACCGUAAAAUUGAGACUGAAAACUUAACAACAAAUCUCUCUAUCACGUUUUAAAUAAGCCGAAGUAAAAAGUUUUUCCCUUCGACGAUAUAAUUAAAUAAAAUAAAUACAUAAUAAUUUUUCUAAACAGAAAAAAAAAACAAAAAUCAUUGUAAUAAAUAUGAGCAGGAUAGAAUAAAUACUAACCGAAGGGAAGAACGCGAUAAAUAUUAAAUAUUACAAUAAAAAAAUUACAAUUCUAAAUGGGCACAAAUGACUAGCUUAGCACUAGUUAGUAGUUUUAUCGAGAUGCCGCUAUCAAGACCGAACGCGUUUGUACCAUCGAACGCGAUAUCGACGCAGACAUACAUCUCGACAAACGAAAGUAACCACUUGCCCCCGUUAAAAGGGGGCAGUCUAGUCUUGAAACAGGGUGAAUCGCCCCAGAGUCACUCGGCGCAUGGAAGUACGCACUUGCCAAGUUUGGGUUCGAGCGCUAACAACAGCCUGCAAAACCUUCCUAGCAAUUCGGACAGCCUGAACAUCAGCCUGAGUUCUCACACGAGCCAUACGAGCCACAAUUCUAGCUGCCACAAUUCCCAUUCCCAACCAAACAGCCAGUCGAGCAGUCCUAUGGUGAAAAAUGGCAGGACGGAAGGAAACUCUACGGUUGGCGGAAAGCCUGCGACAACAAUCGCGACUCCCGACACAGUUAUGAAACUCUACAUGAAGUACCUUACGCCGCACGAACAUCACGAGAUAUUCAACUAUCCGCAGAUAUACUACAUCGGAGCUAACGCUAAGAAGCGACCGGGGAUCAUCGGGAUCGCUGCUAACAACAACGGGUACGACAACGACCAGGGAUCGUACAUUCACAUCACUCACGAUCACGUAGCCUACAGAUAUGAGGUACUCAAGGUAAUCGGCAAGGGUUCGUUUGGUCAGGUCGUCAAGGCCUAUGAUCACAAGACCCAGGAACACGUCGCGCUUAAGAUGGUCAGGAACGAGAAAAGAUUCUAUCGACAGGCUCAGGAGGAGAUUAGAAUAUUGAAGAAUUUGAAGGAACAGGAUAAGGACAAUACAAUGAACAUUAUACACAUGUACGAUUCGUUUUCGUUCAGAAAUCAUAUGUGCAUCACCUUCGAACUGCUUAGUAUUAAUCUCUAUGAACUCAUUAAGAAGAACAAGUUUCAAGGCUUCAGCCUCGCUCUUGUUAGAAAGUUUUCACAUUCUCUGCUACAGUGCCUCGACGCUCUCUAUAAGAACAAAAUCAUUCACUGCGACAUGAAACCUGAAAACGUCCUCCUCAAACAACAGGGACGCAGCGGUAUCAAGGUGAUUGAUUUCGGCUCAAGCUGUUACGAACACCAACGAGUGUACACGUAUAUACAGAGCAGAUUUUACCGAGCACCCGAAGUGAUAUUGGGAGCUAGAUACGGGAUGCCGAUUGACAUGUGGAGUCUGGGUUGUAUACUGGCGGAGAUGUUCACCGGUUUCCCCCUCCUACCAGGCGAAGACGAGGCCGAUCAGCUGGCCUGCAUAAUAGAGCUGCUGGGCAUGCCGCCUCAGAGGUUGCUCGACAGUGCUAAGAGGUCGCGGAACUUCAUAAGCUCGAAGGGGUACCCGAGGUACUGCACGGCAACUACGAUGAGCGACGGGACGACAAUGCUCAGUGGCGGCCUCUCGCGUCGGGGGAAAAGAAGGGGUCCUCCAGGAUCUAAGGAGCUGAAGAGGGCGCUGAAGGGAUGCGAAGACGCCUACUUUCUCGACUUCAUACGAAAGUGCCUAGAGUGGGAUCCCGAGCUUCGGAUGACGCCGAAUAAGGCGUUAAAGCACAACUGGCUUAGGAGGAGGCUGCCCAAACCACCUGGUGAAAAAAAUGACUCUCAACAACAACAGCAGCAGCAGCAGCAGCAACAGCAACAGCAGCAAAACGCUGUGCCGGUAACAGCGCCAACUUCCGGACUGAGGACACCCGCUUCCGGAAGUAGAAACUCUAGCAAAACAACGUCGAUUCCGCCGUUAAGUUGGCGGACGGACGCGGAUUUACGAUCUAUGCUUAAGAAUUACAAAUAGUACGAGAUUUACCAGUCCAGUUAUGGAUAGUUGCGGUUGUUACUAUUGUCAUUAUUAUGUCAUCGAUAUGUUUGAUCAUCGUCGUUGCAUACCUGCUGCAUAUGACGUCGGUUCAUCAUUAUCGGGUCAUUGCUUAUACAAUGUCGUACUGCGAUGACCAAAACAAAAAUUGAAAGAAAAAAAUACCGCGGACUAGUUUUUCUUUCUUUCUUGAUUUGUUUUGGAGACUACGGGAACUUGACGAGUACGUCUGCACGGUACAGCCCUGGACUCUUUACACCCUCAUUAACAUGUGACAAUUGUUUGGACGGCGUCCGUCAGACGAGUAGUAUAGAUUAAGUGAUGAACGGCGGCUACGUGCGAAUGACAAAUUCGAAUUUUAACUGUCUCUGCGUUUUUCUAAAAAAAAAAAAAAAAAACACAAGACGUUUAUUUUAGAGUCGACCCAAAUUAAGGGUUUUAGUGUUUUGACUAACUCCAGCGUGCUGGCGGUACUACAAACUCAAUUAACAAGCGGCUGGAUAUCGUUUUCCUUUUUUCCUCUAUUUCUCUCUCUCUCUCUCUCUCUCUCUCCCUCUCUCUACCCCUUUUUUUGUUAUACCCAGUGAUUGUGCAGGGUCUGAUACAUAUUGUCUAAUAUUGCGAUUGACAUAAAUAAAAUAUGUAUCUAUCUAUUUAUGUCUCUCUCUUUCGCUCUCUCGAGAUGUCUUGUGUUAGGUGAAUUUAAUAUUGAACGAGAUGAGAUCGCUUCGCCGUCACAUCUGCGUUUCUCUUCCGUCUGUAAAUUGCCAAGAGAGGUACAGAAGGCUUCGUGACUAAGGCAGCAGUUUCAACUUGGGUCAGUUUUCUUUUUCGAACAUAAAACCAGUGUCGUUCAUAUAUCUAUGUAUAGAGUUUUCUUAAAACCCGACCAUUGCAAACGGACCACUCAAAAUCUCAAUGCCCUGACCUGCUGCAGCUUUUGAGCCAUCUUGGAUCAUAUCCAGACUUUUGUAAUGCAUGUUUCUCCAUCACGUCACAUGUGCAGUAAACACCUAAGUUAUAUGGCAAUUAAUAUGAACCGAGUGGUCGGUUUAUUCUCGACCUAAAUCGGCCCUUCAAUACAGACCGGGGUAAAGUAUUUUUGUAAGUAAAAUACUCAGCAACGGAAAAUUAGCUUCAACGUUGAACCGAGAAAAAAUAUUUCUUACUACGACAACGGUUGUCAAUAUCGUUGACAUUACAGAAAAAUGUCGUACAAUUGAAUGUUUAACGUCAUUUUAAUUGUCAAUAGAUAAACGAGAUGGAGGAUUGUUCAUUCCAUGGAACGUGGAAAAAGUUCGAAAGAUAUUUCUUGUCCUGAUACUUGAUAUCUUUUAGCUGCUGCGUUGACGAGGCUACAAAUUCAUGUGUCUUAACUAAAUUUUAUCGUAAAAUUCAGUGCAGUAAACUUUGUUGCUGGUUGACUGUGCGAAUAUAAAGUGGUGUAAUAAAAUAGACCGUGAAUGCUGGUGACGCUCGUUAAGUUUCAUUAUAUGCAAUGAAAGAAGAAGACAAAG
Molecule: messenger RNA, 6794 nt
Organism: Neodiprion virginianus
Lineage: Eukaryota; Metazoa; Arthropoda; Insecta; Hymenoptera; Diprionidae
Product: dual specificity tyrosine-phosphorylation-regulated kinase 2-like
Exons: 2
Coding region: 3454-5256 (600 amino acids)
Biological process (GO): peptidyl-serine phosphorylation; peptidyl-threonine phosphorylation
Cellular component (GO): nucleus
Molecular function (GO): ATP binding; protein serine/threonine/tyrosine kinase activity; protein serine/threonine kinase activity
Source: RefSeq, a predicted model, not a curated record